UAUACAUGUGGCUUGGAGAUAGGGGCGCCUUCUCAACCUCGUUGGUACUCCGGGUACUCCGGUUUCCUCCCACAGGAAAGACCCCUGCGUGUGCGCUAAGAUAAGAAAAAGAUGACUUGUCUGCGAUGUCACCUUCAGUGGAAGCAGACGUUAAACACCAAGAACAACAACAGUUCUUGACCAAUCUGGAAAAUAUCUUUCUAGGGAGCCAAUGGCUGAAGCAGGCAUUAACAAUGAUGAAGAGAUGAAAGAUGUAGAAGACUGUAAUUAUCAACCACAGAAAUAUUGGGGUUUGGAUUAUCAUUUCAGAUCGUGUUUAAAGCUCUAUAUAUGUGAAAUAUUGCAAGCACCAUAUAAUACUCCAUAUAAAGGACUGUUUGCAUACAAAAAUCAUCCAUUUCAGAAAGUUGACAUAAUGGGUGUGGUUGUUGGUAUUGAUGAAAGAACUAGAUGUUAUACCUAUAAUGUUGAUGAUGGAACUGGAGUAAUCACUUGCGCAAUUUGGAACAAUCUACCAGUUGAUAAUUAUUCAUUAAGAAGAUUACCAGGUAUAUUGAUAAAGAAAUUAGAUGAUAUCUGUAAACCAACACUAUAUGAACUGGGCGAUAUGAUACAUGUUUGUGGUAAACUCAAGAUGUUUAGAAAUAUGCGAGAGAUUGUUUCUUCCUAUCACAAUAAGAUUCUGGAUCCAUCAACAGAGUUACAUAGAAUUAAAGAAUUACCUCAUCUCCACCAACAAUUUUAUAAUGAAUCUUUUACACUACCAAAAACAAUACAAGAUCAGGAUAAAACUUGAUUAAUAUAUUGAAUAUAAAGUAAAUAUUACUGUAUACACAAACUAAAUCAAUCUAACAGUGAUAUAGGAGACCUCCAUCACAAAUAUAAAACUAAAUAUGAUGGUGGUGAAGGUGAUGGAUUAUCUGGUAUCCUGUCUGAAUCAUUCUAGCCGAAACUGUCUCGGUAUGAUACACAAAUUAGCUUGAAUUGUCUAUACAGUAUCACAUGAACUGUAUAGGCUACAUUAUGAACAACUAGUUUUCAUUACACAUCUGAGGCUUGUUUAUCUAGACCAAUAAUUGUAGUUAAGUCAUCAUUACUAAAUGUCAGACCAGAGUAAAAAAACUCUUUAAUAAAUACAAGUUCAGAUACAAGAAAAUAAAUAUGAUUUUGUUUAAUUGGUAUUAUUUAUAAUUGAGGAAUGUUUAUAAUGGGAAGUUUUUAUAAAAUAGUGCU
This is a messenger RNA of Patella vulgata (common limpet), 1233 nucleotides long. Its product is annotated as CST complex subunit STN1. The transcript is spliced from 6 exons. The coding region runs from base 212 to 796 and encodes 194 amino acids. Lineage: Eukaryota; Metazoa; Mollusca; Gastropoda; Patellidae. Gene Ontology annotation, cellular component: chromosome, telomeric region; site of double-strand break; DNA replication factor A complex. The record is from RefSeq and is a predicted model, not a curated record. Gene Ontology annotation, biological process: DNA replication; nucleotide-excision repair; double-strand break repair via homologous recombination.